Schizophyllum commune H4-8 is the source of this 3983-nucleotide messenger RNA. RefSeq lists its product as uncharacterized. Bases 313 to 3717 code for a protein of 1134 amino acids. NCBI's taxonomy places the organism in Eukaryota, Fungi, Basidiomycota, Agaricomycetes, Agaricales, Schizophyllaceae. The record is from RefSeq and is a predicted model, not a curated record. The transcript is spliced from 7 exons.
ACAGCGACGGCCGACGCAUCUUUAAAUACGUCCGAUUUGUGUCCUCUGGCUUUGCGCCCCUUCCCCCUCCCUCUGCCACCGAGCGCCACUCCCCCUCGGCACUUCAGCGCGAACACCGCCAUUUUCCCCUCCGCGACGCGUGCAGCGACGAUUAGGCAAGCUCCGAAUUGAGACGACCGACGCGUCGAACGCACGCGUUUCUGGCGACCGGCGGCAUCCAGCGCGUGUCUCGUUGAAGAGGGACCCCCGACAGUGCCAGCAACUGUUGAACUUGUACCACCACUCGUCCUGUAGCCUUAGCACAGAACCACCAUGUCCCGCCUUGAUACACCGACCACCACGCCCUCGCGGUACUCCAGCCUCUCGCGCACAACACGCACAUCGAGCCCUUCAAUAUCUCACAGCAGCUAUGCGCCAACACUGACGCCAGGCGGCAUGCAGUUCCACAAGCUGAAAGUAGCCACCAGCCUCGCGUUGGAGGGCAAAGCUAAGAAGGGCCUGGAUGGCGCGAACGUAAAGAUGUACCUCAAGAUAUCGUUUCCCCGGGACUCUGUUACCCCGGGCAUGACAAUACCGAUCUGCCCAGAGGAAAACAUCCGGAUUUUGAGCUCCCAAGUACAUCCCCUCAACGCACAAUUUUCCCCUUACAAGUAUUUACCCGCUGCGUCCCCAAUGCUGCACAAGGCUGCACGCGCGCUCAGGCUCCAACCUCCAUUGGACAUCACCUACCAGGACGCGCACAAGCUCGAGUCCACCCAUAGCCCAUCCAUUGCGUCCUCCAGUCGGUCACGUAUACGCGAAACGGCUAGCGAUAUAUUACCCGUCGAUGAGCGCUACACAGGCAGCAUCAUCGUUACCGCCUACCAUAUAUCCUACGUGGUGCCGAAGAGCUUUCCCUCGCGGCCUCCGGUAGAGCAUUCAAACGAGGACUUGCGCUCGGGCACCUCUUCCAAGGUCAGGCGCGCCUCAAUAGGAGAGAAAACCACUAUCAACUUUAUGGCGGCCAUCGACAUGUUUGUGCCAUAUCUCGGACGUCCGCCAAGGUCUCCAUACCUGCUCUCGAUUCCCAUCCCACGUUGCCUGCAAAACCAAAUCAAGCUCCGGAUAUUCCCUCCAAACAGCACCUCUUCUUCUCUCGCGUCCCUGUCCUCCGGCGACGAGGAGGGCAAUCCCCCAGUCAACCCUGACACGUCGCGUAGCUCUCGCCACGCCGCAUAUGAUGACCUUGCCGAUGAUGAGUCUAGCGAUUCUUCCCGAGGAGGCUUCGCAGAUGGCUCAGACAGAAUCCGAGUGCGGUGGGCGAAGCCCUUCAGAAUGCUUGGUCCCGAUUCCGAGGCAGCAAGGCGGAAGGUUGCAGUCAAGACUGUUAAGGCGGAGAUGGCCUGCAUCAAGCCAGACGUGGAGGGCAUCGUCAUGGACGUCGAAUAUCGUGCGACGUGCAGUGGCUUGUGGCACGCAGGGGUGGCGACUCUGCUUGGCUUGGAUGUGGCGCUGUACAAAGGGUCCAAUGUUGAUUGGGCCCCGGGAUAUCCGCCGGGUUGGGAGGUGACGGGUAGCGCGGGGUACGUUGGCUGCGGCGAGGACAAAGAGAAACCCAAGGGCUCUCAACAAGGCUCCGCGGACGAUGCCAGCCCAUCUAGCCUUGUCUCGCUAUCCUCCACUGCGCACCUCGCCUUCCCAACAACACCUUCGAGGCAAAGCUCCACAUCGUCGACGUCUUCAUUGUUAAGGCAGACGCUUCCCGCAGUUCCCAAUGUCGGCGAUUACUCCUUCGAGAACUCCUCUCUAUUGUCCUCGGAAACCUCCCUACCCCAAGGCAGCUCCGUCUCCUCCAUGUCAUCCCUAGCAACAACCGCCACCGGCGACUCCGACUCCGUUCGCCCACCCAACGCUACCGUCACCCUCAAGAUCAACAUCAACGAGUUCGUCCCGCCCUCCAAGAGGACCGACUUCACCUUCAAGAUCGCCGGCACUAUUGUCGUGUACCCGCGCUCUAUCAGGCGUCCCGGCCGCUCGUUCAAUUCGGCGAACUCGAGCGAGGAGGACAGCGAUCACUCGGAAACGCGGCCGACGAUGUUGCCGCGGUUCGAGGUGCAUGCUGCGCAGGACGAGGAUGUGCAUAUUCUCGUGCAGCACGAUGCGGAAGCUGCGUCGCAGGUGAUCGUGGUCAGCCCGGGCGAUGACUAUGAGGAUCCGAGCGCGCCGAAGAACGUGCUCAAACGAGGCGCAUCGAGUCGUUGCAAGGAUGGAAGCGCGGUCGUGCUGCAUUAUCCGCCGCCGCUGCCGCCUCCUUCGCCUGACCCGCCGCGUGCGGACGUGUCGGAUACUUCUGGCGCGCUCACCCCUCCUCGUGCUCGCACGCCUGCGACAACAGGCUCGCCUGGUCCCGUCCGCAGACUGUCCGGCGGGCCCCUCAGGCUGUCGCGCCUCAAGCGCGACGGGAAGCUCAUGAUCCCGCAUGUCACCGUCAAGGUCACGCCUCUAGCGUCCGCCGGGUCCGCGCUGCCAGAUUCGUACGCCGUGCGCGCGACGUUCCCCGUUCCUUCCGACUCUGGAAGUGAUUGGGUGGAGUUCUGGUUGACGCAGCCAAACAAUGGCCGGUUGUUGGGAGAUGGGAUUGCCGAAGAAGUGCUGCGUACGCCCCCGCGCGUGGCAGUGGUCUCGGCCAGCGUCGACGGCGUACCGGUCCGGUACGAGAUGUAUGCUGGUGCAGCGCCACAACGAGGCGGUAGCUGGGGAAACGAGAAGGGCAAGCAGGCGGAAGACGGCCAACUGACGUUCAUGGAGAUGAGCGGGAAACAGUGGGCGAGUUGGGUGAAGGUCCACGCAGGGAAUGGUGGAGGGACGGUCGUUGUGGAUUAUUAUAUGCCGCCGCCAAGGGAGGAGGGCAAGGCGAAGCAACGGACGGUGGACUCGCUCUUGCACGUGUUGAUUCCGGCUUUCCAGCUGCAAGUAGGGAGGUUGGAGGUCAGGAUCGACAGUCUCCGAGGUACGCAUGUCAAGGUAGAGUAUGUCACCAUCGCGGAGCUACAUUCCAACCUCGAGUUCCAGUUGCAAACGCGCGAGGGUCCUCGGUUCCUGCACCACUGUUCCGAAGACUUCUUCUACCCCCAGCUUUCCAUCAUCUUCAUGUCGUCCAAGCCCGUUGUCACCAACACGCUCAUGAAGUGGACGCUGGCGGGCGUGAUCUUCCUCCUGCUCAUGUGCUUCGGCUUCAUCUACCGCUUGUCGGGCGAGACGCAACAGCUGCAGCAAUCCAUACGCGGGCUAUCCUUCGUCGUCGGCUCGGAUUGGACGCAUGCGAUCGACGUCGAGCCGAUCACCGUCACAGAGACCGUCUACAACAACAAGUGGUGGUACGCGGAGACGUCGACUGAGACCUCGUCAUCUGCCACUGUCGAGCCUGUCGUCCCAUCCGCGAGCACGUCAACAGAACCACCGGCCUCCUCAUCGACGGCAAUCCUCCACCAUGGCGAACCAGCGUCUCCUGAAUCCUCGGCGCCUGCGCGACCAAUCACGCCACCCCGAAAGCCGCCAUCGAGAGCAUCCGCCCCUACCGGCACCUCUGUCGUGCCACAACACAUGUCCUUCGCCGCGCUUUUCCCCACGCUGAACUUCACCCCACCCGAAGACACCUGGGACGUUGUUCGCAAGAUCGGUGACGGCGUGUGGCAGAUCAUGCGCCGCAUAUAUCACUAUCCAUUGGAUCCUCCUUGAUUACUCCUACUGUGCUCUGUUUUCCUUCCCUUCCCAUCUCUUCUUCUCUCAUGACGGUUUACCUAUGCUCGUAUGCUAUAUCUACAUGCUACAUCGCGGAUUGUUAUGUACGGGUUUUGUAGUAUGAAUUGAUUGACGAUCACUAAGUACUUAUACGGUUUGUUUACGAUUGUUCCUGUCACGGUAAUGUCCAUAGUCUAUCCUCUAUGUGGUGUAGUAAUGCAUGUAUGAUGGCUGUUUGCGUACUAUUGGCAGAAACACUUCUC